Messenger RNA from Arachis stenosperma, 2072 nucleotides. Its product is annotated as mediator of RNA polymerase II transcription subunit 28. The coding region runs from base 1150 to 1584 and encodes 144 amino acids. The record is from RefSeq and is a predicted model, not a curated record. The transcript has 4 exons. Gene Ontology annotation, cellular component: mediator complex. Gene Ontology annotation, biological process: regulation of DNA-templated transcription. NCBI's taxonomy places the organism in Eukaryota, Viridiplantae, Streptophyta, Magnoliopsida, Fabales, Fabaceae.
UUCAAAGGCAAAUCCAAACGAAACCCACUUGAAAGCUCAAUAUCCCCAAUUGGGUCGGAUGCAAAGGGAAGUCAGGGCAAAAGUCAGAACUCAGAAGUCAGAAGCACAUAUUGACCCAAAAUGCAAAGUCAGAACUCAAAAGGAAACUAAGGCAGUACCGUCGCGAUUCUGUUGUGCGGCACGGAGGAGCUGCCGAAGCGUGGAGUCGUUGGGGAAGAAGGUGGAAUCGUGUUCCGCUGCCGUGCUGAUUGGUGGGUUUGUGGCCCAAACUAGUGACCUGAUCCAAUCAAAUUUCUCGAAACAGAGAUCCUCUACUAGGGUUUCGGUCAUUCCGCACCAGAAACUACGACUCAAAACCAAUGUUUUAAAAACCGGAUCGGACCGGCCGGUUGGACCAGUUCAACCGCGAAAUGACAACACUAACAAUCCAGUCAGGCAUGUAAAACCGUUGUUUAGAAAACCAUUGAGAAACCGUUAAACUGGCCAAAAAUCGGCCGAUCGGACCGAACCGAAACCAGCCCGGUUUACACAAAAACGGAAGCUCCUUCGUUUCUUUCUCCCUUUGUCCCUUUCUUUCUUUCAUUCAGAAAGAAAUCACACAAACCCAGCCAAAAAACCCUAGCACUGUAAGCCUACACCACCGUCGCAAGGAGUGGCAUACUGCCGCCGUCCAUCGCACUCAAAGUUCGCCAUCCGUCCGUCCAUCUAGCUUCCCUCGUGCUCCAAGUCUUCAACCCCUGUUCGCUGUCACCGGUCGCGGCUGCUUCCUCGAGCUCGGGGUCCGUCGUCUUUGUCUGCUCAGCCGCGCUUCCGUCGCCGUUUGUGUGCAGUUCACGUUCGGGUUUUCGUUCAGCUGUCGUCUUCGUUCGCGUUCUUCGCCGUUCACGUUCGCUCGGUGUUCACCGUUCGAGGUCGCAUUCGCGUCUGGAAGCCACGUUGCUCUGCUUCAAACUCUGCGACCAACCCGUGCGCUCCUCCUAGCCGUCGAACUGCUCUCUUUUGUCGCCGCCAGCAGUUGGACCAGUAAACCAGUGACUAGAGCAGUUUGAUGAUCGGUCCGGUUUUCACAACCUUGCUCAAAACUACAUCACUUCAAUUGAAACUGCACUCUGCAAUAUCUUUGAAGAAUCAGACUUCUUACAGGGGUAAAUGGGUGAUCGGCAAUUAGGUGAGCAACAACAGCAGGGGGUUGAUCAGCAACUAGCAUCUUCUCCCGCUGCUUCUACAAAGGAUGAUAUGGUUUCUUCUGUUAUGGCUUUGGAGGCUGCUUUGCUUCCCUGUUUGCCUGCCCGUGAACUUCAAGCUAUUGACCGUUCUCCCCACCCUUCCCAUCAGAUUGAUGUGGAUAGGUAUGCUAGAGAUUUUAUGGAGGCUGCCAAGAAGUUACAGCUUCAUUUUAUUAGUCUGCAACGUGAGGAUAAGCCGACUAAAGUUGAAAUGCUUAGAAAGGAUAUCACUCUCAUGGAAGAAGAACUUGACAGGAAAAAUGAGCUGAUAAAGAAACAAGAAAGUUUAGUUCUGGAGUGGAAAAAAGAGUUGAAAGAGCAAAUGGACAAACACAAGACUGAGUUGGAAAGGGUCUAGCGUAAGCUCAGGUCACCUUUGUAAUACCGGCCACACAUGUAUUAAGUUAGCAGUUUAUGUUAUAUAUUUUAUCUUCUUUUGGGGGCAAGUUUUAAUUGAUGAUUAGCCACGCCGCAAAACAUGAGUUGUUAGAUGAGAUGAUUCAGAACCCAGUUUGUUUAAUUUUGAUGAUGAAAGCUGAGGAGGCAGGAGUAUUAUGUGCUUGCUAAGUCGCAAGUCAAUAUGAGGAAUGCAGGGAUUGAAUAUGGAGCUCGUCAACUGGAAGAUGUCCUUGUAGAAUUCUCUCCCGAAAACAUACAAGACUUUCGAGUCAUUGAGAAAUUGAAUUGCACCUCAUGAGAGUUUGACUUUUUAGGAAAUAUAACUCAACAAAAUGUAUUAUUUGUAUGUCAUAAUUGAUUUUGGACUAGACUUUUGAAACUUCUCUAUUGAAUGGUUCAGUUUUCUGGAAAUUGGAAAUACAGCGUCGUCGGUUUUGCUAUUCCGUA